AUGGCGACCGUUAAUACCAAGACCGGUCAGGUCGUCGACCGCACGGUCUUGGAGUCGAUGCUCCGCCGCCGUCUUUUUUACACCCCCUCCUUCGAGAUCUAUGGAGGGGUAUCUGGUCUAUAUGACUACGGCCCACCUGGUUGUGCUCUUAUAAAUAAUAUUGUCGAUUUGUGGCGGAAGCAUUUCGUGCUCGAGGAGGACAUGCUGGAGGUUGACUGCACUAUGCUGACCCCGCACGAGAUUCUUAAAACUAGCGGACACGUCGAGAAAUUUGCCGACUGGAUGUGCAAGGACCCCAAAACCGGCGAGAUCUUUCGUGCGGAUCACCUAGUAGAAGAAGUUCUUGAGGCUCGCUUGAAAGGCGACAAGGAAGCGCGUGGCCAGAAGGUUGUCGUGGACGAAGAGAAGGAGGCCAAGAAGAAGAAAAAGGCUAAGGAGACCAAGGCUGUCCGAUUAGACGAUGCUGUUGUCAAGGAGUAUGAGGAAACUUUAGCGCAAAUUGACAACUACGACGGCCCGGAGCUGGAACAAAUCAUCACCAAGUACGAUAUCAGAAAUCCGACGACCGAUGGCAAUCUUCUUCCUCCCGUUGCGUUCAACCUAAUGUUCCAGACUUCAAUCGGUCCUAGCAGCAAUAUGCCUGGCUACCUCCGUCCUGAAACCGCUCAGGGACAGUUCCUGAAUUUCCAGAAGCUGUUGGACUUCAACCAGCAGUCAAUGCCCUUCGCGUCGGCCUCCAUUGGCAAGUCGUUCCGGAACGAGAUCUCGCCCCGUGCCGGCCUGCUGCGAGUGCGCGAGUUCCUCAUGGCCGAGAUUGAACACUACGUAGACCCGGAGGGCGGCAAAAAGCAUUCUCGCUUUGAAGAAAUGAAAGAUAUAGAACUUUCCUUGCUUAGCCGUGAUGUGCAGCUGUCUGGAAGCACACAAACCACGAAGAUGACCAUCGGCAAAGCUAUUGAAUCCGGUCUGGUUGACAACGAAACUCUUGGUUACUUCCUUGCCCGCAUUCAGCUCUUCCUCCUCAAGUUGGGUGUGGACCCAGCGAAGCUCCGAUUCCGUCAACACAUGGCUAAUGAAAUGGCUCACUACGCUGCUGACUGCUGGGAUGCUGAGCUGCAGACCAGCUAUGGAUGGAUUGAAUGUGUUGGUUGCGCCGACCGCAGUGCUUAUGACUUAACUGUGCACAAGAACAAGACCGGAGCUCCUCUUGUUGUCCGUGAGCCUCGCGCCGAACCCCUCAAAAUUGAAGAAUGGCAGGUCGACUUAGACAAGAAGAAGUUCGGCCCUCGCUUCAAGAAGGACGGCAAGACUGUUGCAGCCGCUGUCGAGGCUCUCUCCCAGGAACUCCGGGAGAAGUUGGCUCUCGAUCUGGAGCAGCAAGGCAAGAUCGAGGUGGAUGUGGAGGGCGUCAGCUCAGGCAAAGUUGAGCUCGAUAAGGAAUUGAUCAAGAUCGAGAAGCGGACAAGGGUAGAGAAUGUCCGUGAAUACACGCCCAACGUCAUUGAGCCAUCGUUUGGCAUUGGCCGCAUCCUGUACAGUACCCUCGAACACGUGUACUGGUCCCGAGAGGGAGACGAAGCGCGUGGUGUCUUGUCCUUCCCUCCAGCAAUUGCUCCUACCAAGGUUCUCAUUGUCCCUCUCUCGAACCAUGCCUCUUUCCGUCCUCUGUCACAUCGUCUGAUGAUGAAGAUGCGGCGCAUGGGCAUCUCCAACCGGGUUGACGAUUCCUCGGCUAGCAUUGGAAAGCGGUACGCACGCAAUGACGAACUUGGCACGCCGUUUGGUAUCACUGUUGAUUUCCAGUCGGUGAAAGACAACACUUUCACCCUGCGUGAUCGUGACUCAACUAAGCAAGUCCGUGCUAGCGAGGAUGAGAUUUUGCAGGCUCUCAAGUCCUUGGUGGAAGGCGAUGAGACAUGGGAAGACAUUCGCAAGCGACUGCCUGAGUUCACUGGACAAGAAGUUGAUUAG
Aspergillus oryzae RIB40 is the source of this 1971-nucleotide messenger RNA. Its product is annotated as glycine--tRNA ligase. Bases 1 to 1971 code for a protein of 656 amino acids. Gene Ontology annotation, biological process: mitochondrial glycyl-tRNA aminoacylation. The record is from RefSeq and is a predicted model, not a curated record. Gene Ontology annotation, molecular function: ATP binding; glycine-tRNA ligase activity. The transcript is spliced from 2 exons. Gene Ontology annotation, cellular component: cytoplasm; mitochondrion. Lineage: Eukaryota; Fungi; Ascomycota; Eurotiomycetes; Eurotiales; Aspergillaceae.